AUCUCUAUUCAAUCCAAUACUUCUUCUUCUUUAUCCAUUCUUGAUAAACUAACAAAUGAUAAUCAUUAAAGAUGACAACAACCACUACAAAAAAAAGACAUAAAAUAGUAUUAAUAUUACGGCGAUUUUGUAAAACUGUUGUAAUAUCUGGAUAUUAUGACAUUUUUUAUUAUUGUCAUAAUUGAAUUGCAUUUAAUGGUGGUUUUUGUUAAUUCUGAUAGUUUUAAAAUGCCAUUAUCACUGCUAUAUAAAAAAAAGUUAACCCUAAUCAAAUUCUCAUUUUCCAUUGAAACACAAAGGUUGAAUCGUUGCCACAGUGAUUUUUUCUGUGACGAUCUCCUUUGACCAAUCUCCUCCGACAAUGACAUCCUUUAACCGAUCUCCUCCGGCGAUGACCUCCUCCAACGACGAUCUCAUUCAGCGACAUCUUCCUCAGCGCUGAUCUUCUCUGGUGACCUCUCCUCCAAUGACAAUCUCCUCCUGCGACGGUCUCCUCCGGCAACAUCUCCUAUUGCGAUGAUCUCCUCUGGUGGCAUUCUCCUAUGCCGGCAAUCUCGCCCAUCUAGUUACUGUGCUCUGAGAUUCUCCUCCCACAAGCUCGCGAGAUCAAGUGAAGAGUUGAAAUCACAAGACAUAGAGGAAUCAUCCUUAGGAUAUUCUAAAUGCGUUUAACUAACUGCGGUUUCAUUUCUACCUUUCAAGGCGAGUGGUGCUAUCAAGAAUUGUAUGGACUCGAUUCAUGUGAAGUUAGUUGUGUUCAUAUAUUAGUCUUCUUUAACAGGGCAACCUGAAUUGGGAUGGCUAUUGUUCUUGUGGACGUGGAAAAUUAAAAAAUUGUGAUGUGUUAAUUUCUUUCAUUCAUAUGUUCAUGAUCAAGCAAAAUAUAUUUUCAUGACAACACAACAAGGUAGGAAUUGAGCACAUCGAAUAUCAAUACACGUUUUAGGAACAAAAGCAAGUGAAACGAAUAAAGUUUCUCAAUCUCAAUUCUUUCACAGGAAAAUAAAGGUUUAAAUUCCAUCUAUUGAAUUGAGCAAGUCAAAUUGAAAUAUAGCUAUUUACUUGCUGUUGAUAUACAGAGUUUAUGUGCCUUCAGUUCUUCUAUUGGAGCACUAUUAUGAUUCUCCAUUAGUGUUAUCUUUGUUCACCUUAUAGGCCCUAUGGGAGUGUUUGGUUUGAUGACUAUCCCAUUUGGACUUCUAAUCUUGCUUGGUUUUCUACUUGACAAACCCCAUACGCAUGACUUUUCCUACAGACAGUUAGUUAGCAAGGAACUCGAAGAAUUCUUGAGGCUUGAAAAAAAAAAGCUCGAAAACUUAUCCCCCUCCUCAGAUCUUCCACCAAAUUUGGUAAAGAAAUUGAAGGAAAACCAUUCGUGGUUCGUUGAUUUGCUCUUGCGCUUCAAGCCACCAAGUCAGAAGCCAAAGGAAGCUUUGAACUCGAAGAAGCUGAAAAUUGGAUUUCACAAGCUCACAGUUAAACCUGAGCUCAAAGAUAAAGCUCUUCAGAUUAACUCCUACUUGCUACUAGAUGAGGUUCAAUCAUACAUACUUAUAGAAAGGUCCAUUAAAAAUAACAGUGUGGCUCCUAGUUUGAUGUUUUCAGAGUUUCUUCACAUGGUUAGUGUCAUUUAGUCCCCUACCUACCAUCCUUUAUAACAUAGAUGUAGUUAGAUGCUGACUUUGACAGUGGCCAAUUGUUGCGCAAUUAACUUUAUUAAAUUGUGUGAAGUCAUAAGCGGAAGGAUUCUCUAAAAUUACUUUUUUGUUUGGCUAUUGUGUAAUAAUUGAUUUUUUUUUAUCAUGGUUGUUGUUGUUUUAUAAACUGAAGAUACCAGGUUCGGUUUCCCACAGUAGCCAUUUUGGAAUUAUUUUUAAA
Arachis ipaensis is the source of this 1878-nucleotide messenger RNA. NCBI's taxonomy places the organism in Eukaryota, Viridiplantae, Streptophyta, Magnoliopsida, Fabales, Fabaceae. The record is from RefSeq and is a predicted model, not a curated record.